Messenger RNA from Morus notabilis, 4382 nucleotides. RefSeq names its product pleiotropic drug resistance protein 3. Gene Ontology annotation, molecular function: ABC-type transporter activity; ATP binding; ATP hydrolysis activity. Gene Ontology annotation, cellular component: membrane. The transcript is spliced from 24 exons. Bases 34 to 4329 code for a protein of 1431 amino acids. The record is from RefSeq and is a predicted model, not a curated record. NCBI's taxonomy places the organism in Eukaryota, Viridiplantae, Streptophyta, Magnoliopsida, Rosales, Moraceae.
UCUAGACAUUUAUUUCAUCUUCACAGCAUUCAAAUGGAGCUAACUCCAGCUGAGACACACAACAAGGUACCAAUAUUUGGCGAUGCAACAGAUUCCAUUGCGGAGGAAGAUGAGGAAUUGGCUCAGUUGCAGUGGGCCGCCAUUGAAAGACUACCAACUUUCAAAAGGCUCCGAACAUCGCUGUUCGACAUCGAUCGCAACGACGAAGGGAAUUGCGGGAAAGAGAAGAGGGUGGUGGAUGUUACAAAGCUUGAAGCAGUUGAGAGGCAUCUUUUCAUAGAUAAGCUCAUCAAGCACAUUGAGCAUGACAAUCUUACGUUGCUACAAAAGCUUAGAGAGAGGACAGAGAGAGUGAAUGUGAAACUACCAACUGUUGAAGUGAGGUACAAAAAUCUGUCUGUCGAGGCAGAGUGUGAAGUGGUUUCAGGAAAGCCUCUGCCAACAUUGUGGAACUCUUUUGUCAGCAUGUUAUUAGUUUUCACAAGGGCAUUACCAUGCAACUCUCAAGAAGCCCGGAUAUGCCUUCUUAAAGAUGUUAGUGGCAUCAUCAAGCCGUCGAGGCUUACUUUACUUCUUGGUCCACCAGGCUGUGGCAAAACAACCUUCUUAUUGGCUCUGGCAGGAAAACUAGACAAGUCUCUUAAGAUUAGUGGAGAGAUAUCUUACAAUGGUUAUAAGCUGGAAGAGUUUGUACCUCAAAAGACCUCAGCUUACAUUAGCCAGCGUGACCAGCACAUACCCGAGAUGACUGUAAGGGAGACGAUCGACUAUUCAGCGCGCUGCCAGGGUGUUGGAAGCCGAUCUGAGACAAUAAUGGAAGUAAGCAGAAGAGAGAAGGAAUUAGGAAUUGUCCCUGAUCCAGACAUUGACACUUACAUGAAAGCAAUUUCAGUUGAAGGACAAAGGAGAAAUCUCCAAACGGACUAUCUUUUAAAGAUCCUCGGACUGGAUAUCUGUAGCGACGUAAUGGUUGGAGAUGCGUUGAAGAGAGGCAUUUCAGGUGGUCAGAAGAAAAGGCUCACAACAGGAGAGAUGAUUGUUGGUCCGACAAAGACUCUAUUUAUGGAUGAAAUAUCGACGGGGUUAGACAGCUCGACCACCUUUCAAAUAGUCACAUGUCUUCAGCAUUUUGUGCACAUCACAGAUGCCACCAUAUUGGUCUCACUUCUUCAGCCAGCUCCAGAGACCUUUGAUUUAUUUGAUGAUGUCAUAUUAAUGGCUGAGGGGAAGAUAGUGUACCAUGGUCCUCGCGCUAAUGUGCUCGAGUUUUUUGAAGAUUGCGGUUUCAAGUGCCCACCAAGAAAGGGUGCCGCAGAUUUUCUUCAGGAGGUAAUCUCCAAGAAAGAUCAAGCACAAUAUUGGUGCCUCACUGAUCUUCCCUACAACUACAUUUCAGUGGAUCAAUUCUCUCAGAAGUUCAGAGCAAGUUAUUUCGGGAAGGCAUUGAACAAUGAGCUCUCAAAAGCAUAUGAUAAAUCCCACAGCCACAAAAGUGCCUUAUCAUUUAGUACCUACUCGGUGCGAAAACGGGAACUCCUGAAAGCUUGCAUGGCGAGAGAGCUGCUUCUCAUGAAACGCAACGCGUUUGUCUAUAUUUUCAAAACAGCACAGCUUAUCAUCACUGCAUUUAUGACAAUGACUGUGUUCAUACGUACUGAGAUGGCGGUUGAUGUGGUGAGUGCAAACUAUCUGAUGGGAUCGUUGUAUUAUGCACUUGUAAGACUCAUGACCAAUGGAGUGGCAGAGCUGGCCUUGACUAUUACUAGACUUCCUGUAGUUGACAAGCAAAAAGCAUUCUAUUUAUACCCAGCAUGGGCUUAUUCUAUUCCAGCCUCCAUCUUGAAGAUCCCAUUUUCAGUGAUUGAUUCUUUGCUAUGGACAUCCUUAACUUACUAUGUCAUUGGAUAUAGCCCUGAAAUAGAAAGGUUCUUCCGCCAGUUCCUUGCGCUAUUUGCUGUGCACCUAGCAUCAACAUCCAUGUGUCGUUUCGUUGCGUCAAUUUUCCGGACUAUGGUGGCCGCAUCGACUUUUGGCUUCUUGGCUUUGAUUCUUAUGUUCAUGUUAAGCGGGUUCAUUCUUCCGCUGCCCGCUUUACCUCCUUGGCUUAGGUGGGGAUUCUGGUGUUCUUUCAUGACUUAUGGAGAAAUAAGCUUAACUCUGAACGAAUUCCUUGCUCCACGCUGGCAAAAGGUCUCAAGAGGAAAUGUCACAAUUGGGAAGGAUGUUCUAACUAGUCAUGGUCUAGACUUUGAUGGCAGUUUCUACUGGAUAUCAUUGGGUGCAUUGUUUCUUUACACAAUACUUUUCGAUCUCGGAUUUGUCUUAGCACUUACUUACUUGAAACCUACAAACAUGUCCCGAGCCAUCGUUUCGAAGAAGAAGCUGUCUCAACUGCGAGCACAAGAUGGUUACAGUGCUAGUGCGGGGAUACAAAAGGAAUCAAGUCCUGCGGUUGUUGUUUCUCAGACCACGGAAACAAUAAGAAAAGAGGGAAGGCUGGUCCUACCAUUUGAGCCACUGGCAAUCUCAUUUAAGGACGUGCAAUAUUACGUUGAUACCCCAAUGGAAAUGAGGAAGCAUGGUUUCAAUGAGAAAAGACUUCAGUUGCUUUGUGGCAUAACAGGAGCGUUUAGGCCGGGGAUUCUUACGGCGCUGAUGGGUGUUAGUGGGGCUGGGAAAACUACUCUCAUGGAUGUUCUUUCUGGAAGGAAGACCCAAGGUACAAUUGAAGGUGAUAUAAGAAUAUCUGGAUAUCCCAAGGUCCAGAAGACAUUUGCAAGAAUAUCAGGUUACUGUGAGCAGACUGAUAUACAUUCUCCACAUGUUACGGUAGAAGAAUCAGUUAUCUACUCAGCUUGGUUGAGGUUGCCACCUGAAAUUGAUCCACAAACAAAAUCGAGAUUUGUGGAAGAAGUGAUUGAAACAAUUGAGCUGGAAGAUAUAAGAGAUUCCAUAGUUGGCAUAGCAGGCCAAAGUGGGCUAUCAACUGAGCAGAGGAAAAGGCUAACAAUAGCAGUGGAGCUUGUUUCGAAUCCAUCGAUAAUAUUUAUGGAUGAACCAACCUCAGGAUUAGAUGCGAGAGCAGCUGCAAUUGUGAUGCGCGCAGUGAAGAAUGUUGUGGCCACCGGAAGGACUACUGUUUGCACCAUCCACCAACCAAGCAUCCACAUAUUUGAGGCUUUUGAUGAGUUAAUUCUGAUGAAAAGGGGAGGACAGAUAAUAUAUUCUGGAAUGCUAGGCCAUCAUUCAAGUAAACUCAUUGAAUACUUUGAGGGUAUUCCAGGUGUGCCAAAGAUUAAGGACAAUUAUAAUCCAGCAACUUGGAUGUUGGAAGUUUCUUCUGCCUCAGUAGAAGAAGAAAUUGGCAUAGAUUUUGCCACCAUAUAUAAGGAGUCGUCUUUGUAUAGAGACACAGUGGAGAUGGUGAAGCAGUUGAGCAAACCAAAGGCAGGUUCAAGAGACUUACACUUCCCCACUGAUUUCCCACAAAACAGUUGGUUGCAAUUCAUGGCUUGUCUUUGGAAACAGCACUUGUCCUAUUGGAGAAGUCCUCAGUACAACCUGGCACGUUUCACUUUCAUGAUUGUUGCUUCUGUGUUGUUCGCAAUUAUCUUUUGGCAAAAAGGACAACAAAUUAACAAUGAGCAGGACUUGUUCAACAUACUUGGGUCGAUGUAUAUUGCUGUAAUAUUCUUGGGAGUAAACAAUUGUUCAACAGUCUUGCCUUAUGUAGCAACUGAGCGCACCGUUUUGUACCGGGAACGAUUUGUGGGAAUGUACUCCUCAAGGGCCUACUCCUUUGCACAGGUGGCUAUUGAAAUACCAUACGUACUUGUGGAAGCAAUUUUGUACGUAGCAAUAACGUAUCCAACAAUAGGAUACCAAUGGUCAGCUAACAAGGUGUUUUGGUACUUGUACACAACAUUCUGUACAUUCCUAUACUUUGUGUAUCUUGGGAUGCUGAUAGUUUCCUUGAGCCCUAAUCUUGAAGUGGCCACCAUACUGUCAAGUGCAAUCUACACCAUAUUAAAUCUUUUCUCAGGCUUCCUCAUGCCAGGACCUAAAAUUCCAAAAUGGUGGGUUUGGUGCUACUGGAUUUGCCCAACAUCUUGGUCCCUCAACGGCCUUCUGACUUCACAAUAUGGAGACAUGGACAAAGAAAUAAUGAUAUUUGGGGAGCUCAAGUCAAUUGGUUCAUUUCUUGAAGAUUUUUAUGGUUUUCAUCAUGAUCGCUUAGGCCUUGUGGCUAUUGCGCUCGUUUCUUUCCCACUUGCUUUUGCAUUUCUUUUUGCAUAUUGCAUACACAAAUUAGACUUUCAAAGGAGGUAACUGCAAGAGUACAAAGAUUCUUCUCUUUUUUUUCUUCUUUUUUUUUUUUUGGG